GUCUGUCAGUGUCAGUCAGUUAACAUCAGCCAUCAACCGUCCAUCUGGUUUACUGCUAAAAAUCCAACUAUUAUUACCAAAGUUCUUACAAUACAAGGUCAAGAAGAUUGAUUUGGCUGAUAACAGUGCACUUAUCUAUGUUUACCAUGUUCAUGUUGUGUUGAUACGGCCAUAGAAUGUCUCUCAAAACUAUUUUGCGGCUUCGUGAACUGGCCAGAAGUAGAGUAGUGAAUUUCACUCCAGUGGCUAUCCGAAGCUUUAGCGAGAACAAAUCUGAAGAUCAACAGCAAAGAUGGCGGAGAAACUGGAAGAUAACUGGAUCGGUUCUACUUGGCUCUGUUCUUAUUGGGUCUGCCAUUACAGACAAAUUAGAUGUCAAGCAAAAGUUGAAAAAGAGUAAGAAGGAAACAACUGAAGCAGCAUGUGAAGCCGGUGUCAAACGACCUGAUCUGCCCACCUUCAGGGCCGAGGAGGUCAGCAAGCAUGAUUCCAAGAAAAGUUUCUGGGUGACGUACAAGCACGGUGUCUACGACGUGACCAAGUUCCUGCCUUCCCACCCGGGCGGGGAGCAGAUCCUCAACGCGGCUGGGCUCAGUAUAGAGCCCUUCUGGAACGUCUACGGCAUGCACCUGACGCCCGAGGUGUUCGGCCUGCUGGAGACUUACAGGAUAGGUAACCUCCACGACGACGACGUGGUAGACCACUCGGACGACGAGCUGUGGGUGCGCGAGCCCUACCGCGACAAGCGACUGCUCGUCAAGACUGCCAAGCCUUUCAACGCCGAGACGCCGCCACAAUACCAGGAUGCGCACUUUGACACGCCCAACGAAUUAUUUUACGUGCGCCAACACAUGCCUGUUCCAGACCUUGACGCCAGCCGCCACAGCGUUCGCGUCAUCGUCAAGGACCGCGGCGUCAGAACGAAGGACUUCACGCUCGAAGACCUGAACAAGUUCAAACACGUCACCUUGAGAGCGGCGUUGAUGUGCGCGGGGAAUCGACGCAGUGAAAUGAACGAGCAGGUGAAGCCGGUGAAAGGCAUCAGCUGGGCCGGCGGCGCCAUCUCCAACGCGCGCUGGGGCGGCGUGCUGUUGCGCGACGUGCUCGUGCACUGUGGAGUCGAUUUGGAGAACACCGAGGGGAAACACGUCAUUUUCACAGGCUCGGACAUAGACGCUACGGGCGUGAACUUCAGCACGUCCAUUCCUCUGUCCAUGGCGGCCGACCCCACCAGCCGUAUAUUACUAGCUACGACGAUGAACGGCGCCGCGUUGCCGCCCGAUCACGGCUAUCCGUUGCGCGUCGUCGUGCCCGGCGCGCCCGCUGUGCGCAGCGUUAAGUGGCUGGAAUCAAUAACCAUCUCUGAAGACGAGAGCCCGUCGCACUGGCACCAGAAAGACUACCGCGCAUUCAACCCGUCUAAGACGUGGGAGACGGCGGACUUUGCUACCGCGCCGCCGGUAUACAGUCUCCCCGUCACGUCCGCAUUCUGCCGGCCGCAGUCCGGCGAUACGGUGCCGGUUUGCAGCGGGCACGUGGUGGCUACGGGUUACGCUUACUCCGGCGGUGGUGCCAAGAUCCUUCGCGUAGACGUGAGUGCUGAUCAAGGCAAGACCUGGAUAGAAGCUGAAUCGACGGCCGUGGACCCAGCACCACACAAGCAGCACUACUCCUGGAUGCUGUGGAAAGCUAACAUACCCGUGGAUAAGGGGCAGAAAGAGGUGGAGCUCUGGGUGAAGGCCACGGACAGCAACUUCAACACGCAGCCGGAGAAGUUCCACGACAUCUGGAACAUCCGAGGCAUCCUCAGCAACGCCUACCACAAGAUCAAAGUCAAAGUACAACAUCAAUAGUUUGUAAACACCCUGUAUAGGCGCGGACCCGCGCUACCAGAAUAAAUACAAAUGAGUAGGUCAUCUUCAUAGAAACGC
This is a messenger RNA of Ostrinia furnacalis (Asian corn borer), 1931 nucleotides long. It is a transcript of the gene shop, whose product is annotated as sulfite oxidase. Gene Ontology annotation, molecular function: molybdenum ion binding; heme binding; molybdopterin cofactor binding. NCBI's taxonomy places the organism in Eukaryota, Metazoa, Arthropoda, Insecta, Lepidoptera, Crambidae. Gene Ontology annotation, cellular component: mitochondrion. Bases 177 to 1853 code for a protein of 558 amino acids. The record is from RefSeq and is a predicted model, not a curated record. The transcript is spliced from 11 exons. Gene Ontology annotation, biological process: sulfur compound metabolic process.